GAUUAGCUCGGCUCAACGCGCUCUGUAGACACUGAGAACAGCUCGUUCGUUUUUAACGGACGGACGGACGAGGCUCCUUCUUUCUCCUUUUUAUUUUGCCCGUCGGGAUCUUACGCGGCUCGGUUCUCGUGUACUUUGCGGCUCUUCAAGUUCAUAAGGAAUGCCCAGAGAGCUGACCCAGAACAGGAUCCAAAAGAUCUGGGUGCCCACGAAGGAUGACAAGCCGGCACCUCGGAGAGCGUCCGGCGGCCCCCACUUCGCCAACGCCCCUACCGUCAUCGUGAUGGUGGGUCUCCCGGCUCGGGGCAAGACGUACAUGUCUAAGAAACUCACACGCUACCUCAACUGGAUCGGCAUGCCCACCAAAGUCUUCAAUGUGGGAGAGUACCGCAGGGAGGCGGUCAAGAACUACAGCUCCUAUGACUUCUUCAAGCCUGAUAAUGAGUGUGCCGUGAAAAUCAGGCAGCAAUGUGCCUUAGCAGCCUUGAGGGAUGUCAAGUCCUAUUUGAAGGACGAGGGAGGCCAAGUGGCGGUCUUUGAUGCGACAAACACAACAAGAGAAAGGCGAGAUAUGAUCCUCCAGUUUGGCAGUGAGAAUAGCUUCAAGAUCUUUUUCAUCGAGUCUGUGUGCGACGACCCCAGCGUCAUCGCGUCCAACAUCAUGGAAGUGAAGGUGUCGUGUCCCGACUACCGGGACUGCAACAAGACUGACGCCAUGUUGGAUUUCCAGAGGAGAAUUGAAUGCUACAAAACCAGCUACCAACCUCUGGACCCUGAUCAGCACGACAGGGAUCUCUCCUUCAUCAAGGUGAUAGACGUAGGCCGGCGUUUCCUCGUCAACCGUAUCCAGGAUCACAUCCAGAGUAAGAUCGUCUACUACCUGAUGAACAUCCACGUCCAGCCUCGCACCAUCUACCUGUGUCGGCAUGGAGAGAGCACCGACAACCUGGAGGGACGGCUGGGUGGUGACGCGGGCCUCUCAUCGCGGGGGAAACAGUUUUCGGUUGCUCUGGCUCGGUUUGUGGAGGAGCAGCAGCUGAAGGAUUUGAAGGUUUGGACUAGCCAGCUGUGCCGCAGCAUCGAGACUGCAGAGCACCUGGGAGUCCCGUACGAACAGUGGAAAGCUCUCAAUGAGAUAGAUGCUGGAUUGUGUGAAGAGAUGACGUAUGACGAGAUGAAGGAGAAAUUCCCAGAGGAGUUUGCUUUGAGGGAUGAAGACAAAUACUACUAUCGCUAUCCUGCUGGAGAGUCCUACCAGGACCUGGUCCAGCGAGUGGAGCCGGUCAUCAUGGACCUGGAGAGGCAAGAGAACGUCCUGGUUAUCUGCCACCAGGCUGUCAUGCGCUGCCUGCUCGCCUACUUCUUGGAUAAGAGUGCAGAGGAGAUGCCGUACCUGAAGUGUCCCCUCCACACAGUGCUAAAGCUCACCCCGGUCGCCUACGGGUGCAAAGUGGAGUCCAUCUCCCUGAAUGUGGAGGCUGUGAACACCCACAGAGACAGACCAGAGGAAGUGAAGAGGGGCCCUGGCACUCUGAUCAGGAGGAACAGUGUGACUCCUCUGACCAGCCCUGAGACAAACAUCAAGAAACCUCGUAUCGAUGACCUAGACGAGGCCCCGAUCCAGGAGCUGCCUCCAUCUGUUGCCUCUCUGGCACUCUGCAGCCCCUCACACCUUCCCCUCGCCCUGGCUGGACAGCACUGGCUGGGCAAAGUUUGCCUACGAACCAUCCUCCAAUAUCUGAAAGUGGUUUCACUGUUAGUCUUUCAAAGAACCUGAGAAAAAACUCAUCUGGUCGCCAUGACAUGCUGCAACCCUGCAAAUAAAAUUACAAGGACGUGGCUGAAGAGGCCAAAAAAUGGAUCGCUGAAAAAGACCCACUGUAGACAACAACGUGCAACAAAAAUGAAGAGUUAAAUUGAAGUUAUUUUUCAACAUUUUGGGUAAAGGUAUUAUUUUGCCAGCAAGUAACUUUACCUUUUAUUAUUCAAAAAGGUUUAAGGUUAUUUAAUUGUUGUCCUAUUUAUAUUCUAUGUUAUUUCAAAGCAAGACUCUUAAUUCUCCAUUUCUUGCCAUUGUCAGACAUUUUCUCUCUCUGAGACUGAAGAAUCUGUGUUUCGUAGGAAACCUCUAACAAAGUCGUGUAUCAUUCACUCAGACUGAAAGUGGUAAACUGUGACUCACCUAAAACAACAGUCAUUCCUGUUACAUCUUACACCUCAGAUGGCUCUCUAAGAAACCAGUUUCUACUGGUUUAUUGUUUUGGAGAGACCAAAGACAAACCCUCAUGCCUACGUAAAUCUCUCAGCCCAUCCUUUUUCCAACUCAUGGUUGCACUGUUGAUUUUAAAAAAAAGGUUAUAAUAUUUAGUUUACAUUGUAAACUAUUUGGCACUUCUUUGGAAGCACUGACAUUUUUCAUGCACGUUUUUCUAAAAUGUGCAAAGCGUCAUUAUUUAAUUGACUCCUUUGUAUGCUGACACUAUAAAAUGAGCGAUUAUUUUGCACAGUGGGGAUAAAUUUGUACUUUUUUUUGUGUCACUGUAUUUUUCAUGUCACAUUACUUUAAAGUAAUGGAGGUGAUUUUUGCCGUAGAGUGCCUGUAGUGCUUGUUUUGCAAGCCAGACGCUGCUUCUCUUGCCAUUUCUCUGGAAUUGAUUGCUCGAGAAGGGGCAUCACGUUUCACCUAAUAACUCCACAUAUCACGUCAAUAUUUAACUUUUCACAGUCUGAUUAUUUAUUUUUCAAUGUGGUUAGUUUCAACGCUACAGUGCUGAUCAUUCAACAGAAUUCUUAAUUUUUAAGUUUAUUCUACUUAAUUUCCUUAUGCUGUCUGCUACGCACAAAUGUAAGCACCUAUAUUUUUGUUAUCACAACAAUGCGUACUGUUAAUAAUAUUGUAAAUGUUAGUGUACAUACAAUAUAACUGGAGACGCAUGGGAGACGACUUCCUGGGAGUCUUUUAAUGAUGUGUGUAGAAGUAUUUUUGUACUAAUGGAAAACAUGAUCUGUUGAGAAAGAAGCCGCUGCUUACCUCUCUCAGUAAAACUUUUGUUAACAUGUUCGCUUGAGAUACUUGAAAUUCGUUUUUUUUAUGUAAAAACUGUUUUAUUAUAUUCUUUAUUUAUUUUUAUGUAGUUUUGGAUGCUUGGAGCGAGAGACACUUUGUUUUAAUCUGAGGGCUAUGCAUGAGAGGACAGUAUGUUGUACAGUUGAUUCUGCAUCUGCUGGACCAAUAAAUUAACUCCUGGAAAAUA
This is a messenger RNA of Plectropomus leopardus (leopard coralgrouper), 3254 nucleotides long. RefSeq names its product 6-phosphofructo-2-kinase/fructose-2,6-biphosphatase 3 (gene pfkfb3). Gene Ontology annotation, cellular component: cytosol. NCBI's taxonomy places the organism in Eukaryota, Metazoa, Chordata, Actinopteri, Perciformes, Serranidae. Gene Ontology annotation, biological process: fructose metabolic process; fructose 2,6-bisphosphate metabolic process. Gene Ontology annotation, molecular function: 6-phosphofructo-2-kinase activity; fructose-2,6-bisphosphate 2-phosphatase activity; ATP binding. The record is from RefSeq and is a predicted model, not a curated record.